This is a messenger RNA of Rhodotorula toruloides NP11, 1437 nucleotides long. Its product is annotated as D111/G-patch domain containing protein. Lineage: Eukaryota; Fungi; Basidiomycota; Microbotryomycetes; Sporidiobolales; Sporidiobolaceae. The transcript has a single exon. Gene Ontology annotation, molecular function: nucleic acid binding. The coding region runs from base 1 to 1437 and encodes 478 amino acids. The record is from RefSeq and is a predicted model, not a curated record.
AUGGCCCACCAAACCGCGCCACCGCCCCGCUUCAUCUUCUCCUUCAACGAGGCAGAUCCAGACGUUGCCUCCCUUCCCGCACCUCAGAAGGCUGCGUUGGGGUUUCGGCGGGCAGGACUGGGCCAAAGGAAGACGCAAUACGAUGGCGAUGACGAGUGGGUGCCAGAUUAUGGGCCUACAACGAAGAGGCGAGGGAGGAUGCGGUUCGUGCCGGCCAAGCUGAGCGCGUUUGGGGUCAUUCCGGUGAGCGAGGAGGUUCACGAGACGCUCGAAACGGAGUAUGAAGGGAAAGGAAAGGGAAAGGCGGUUGAGGAUGUCGCUGAGCAGGAUGUUCAGGCGGACAUCGUGGCGGAAGAAAUCGCUGUCGAGCCGGCAGCGUCCACUAGCGCAGGAUCUAGCAUCCAGCGCCGAGCACCAAUUCCAGGCCCGUCCGUGCGCGGGCUGUACGAGUCGAUUGUUGGGCUUUCGGUACAUUCAGCGCCCGCAUCGACGAAUUCGUCUCCUUCCACCUCGAAGCGAUCUACGCCUCCGCCACCUUCUCCGUCGCGCUCAGCAGCCGUUCCGCCAAGGCUCAUUCCGUCAAACUCGACCGCUCUCCACCCUGGCUCUUCCACCUCAUCGACCUCCUCAUCCGUUUCCUCCCAGACCCUCAAGCGGUCCGCCUCUCCCCCUUCAUCGCGUCUCGCUCGAGACACGACGAAGGAGACUGCGGACAUCGUGCUCUCAUCCGACUCAGAGGACGAGGAGGAACGUCCAACGAGACGGACUCGCCGCGCCAGACGGGUGAAGGAGGAGGACUCGGAUUCGGACGAUGUCGUCGUCAUCGACCCGCUCACGAACCUUCCCGAAGUCCCCUUCCGUCGCUCGUCCUCCCUCCCCUCGCCCUCCUCAUCCAGCGUUACGAGCCAACCUUCGACAUCUCGCGGCAUCUCCGGCCAAUCUUCCCCUUACGGGGCUUUCUCAGCCGAUGCGCCGCCUUCCAAGCGCCUCCAACCUCUCCUCAUCCACCAGCUUCUCCCGCCUGCCUCGACCUCCUCGGACACGACCGGAAAGCCAGCCGGCUUCAAACCGCUUGUUCCGCCGACUCACUACGCCAUCCGCCCUGACUCGCCUGGGUGGCAACUCCUCGCGCGGCAAGGAUGGAAGGAGGGACAGACACUUGGGCCUGUCACGCCUGAGGGAGAAGGGCGAGGACUCAGGGUCCCGCUGCGGCCGGUCGAGAAGCACGACCGGAAGGGACUGGGGCUGGGGACUGGCGAGGACCGCGGUGGCGGAAAGAGCGAGAGGAAACUGACGCAUGAGGAGCGUGAGCGGGAGCGGCGCAGGAAGGAGCGGGAAGAGCGGGAUAAGCGCGGCAGAGGGGAGCGAGGGAUGGAGCGGAUGAAGAAGCGCGAGGAGAGGGAGCGCAAGGCCAUGAUCGCCUACAUGAAUCGUUGA